Molecule: messenger RNA, 1534 nt
Organism: Mollisia scopiformis
Lineage: Eukaryota; Fungi; Ascomycota; Leotiomycetes; Helotiales; Mollisiaceae
Exons: 2
Coding region: 182-1318 (378 amino acids)
Source: RefSeq, a predicted model, not a curated record
CAAUGCUGCUGUCCCCGGCCUCCUCGAGAGAGAAUCGAAUCCUGUAUAUAUAUAUACUGCGGUAGUGCUUUUCCUGAGGGCCAGCACACAUCGCUCUUGACCUUUCCAAUACUGUUGAACUACAUACCUGCGAAGCCGUUCUACCCCCCGUUCUACCCCCCUAAAAUAUUUCGGCGACACGAUGAACAACGGCACAAUUUAUCUUGGAGUUUGGACCGAUUGGUCUUACGGGCCAGUUAUGGGUGCGACCCUCACAACCACUCGGAAAUUUGGAGAUCUCUUGAUUGCUUUCACUGCUUUUCUCAUCCCCUAUGUCGCUUCUCGCUUUUGGCGAAUUUUCUGCCUCAUCUUCCAUCGCUGCUAUUCUACUGCACAUUCUCGCGAUGCUCUUCAUCAUCAACGACAGAUUAUCCUACGCAAUUCCUCAUCUCCGGAGUCCGGAUUAUUUUCACUCUUCAAUCUCUUCUUGGCAUGGCGGAGGUCCUCUCAACAACCACCGAUCAAAACCAAAAGGCGCCUUUCUCGUCUCCUCCCAAGUGCACUAUUUGCUAUAUGUUGUAUCUCAGCAUUCAUUGUAGCUGGUGGCUUAUCAUCACAAAUAUCGACCUCUCGCGGUGAUGUGGUCUUACUCAAAGGCGAUCAGUGUAGCAUUCCGUACUACGGAACGAAUCUCACAGUUGCUGGUGAGGGACUCUAUUAUUCGGCGAUGGGAAAGAGAUUAAUGGACGCACAAAAUUACGCGCAACAGUGCUAUUCGGCGACAAGUUCCUCAUUGCUAGAUUGCGACAAAUUCGUUGUUAAAAACCUCAAAAGCAAGACCACGCAAACGAAUUCCACUUGCCCAUUCCCGGGUCCCGGCGCCGUCUGUCGAAACAAUGAAACGGGACUACGAAUAGAUAGUGGUUACCUCGACAGUAACGAUGACUUUGGACUAAACAACCCAGCCCAUGAGAGGUUACAGUGGAGGUAUGUACUCGAGUGCGCUCCACUUGUAACAGAAGGCUUAACUUCCAACUUUACCGAUCGAAAUAAUGCGACUUGGGUGCGGCAUUCAGAUCUUCAAAAGGCAGAGCUUACCCGAACACUUCGAGGGAAUGAGGUAGAGUUUCAGGCCCAGACAUCCCAAGUGGAAGAUCGAAACCGAUCUACAAUGAUCUGGAGUAAUGACGAGAAUUCUUUGUCAGUACCUUUGCUCUUCUUAGCAAACCUCCAUGCAAGUCUACCUGACAUUUUCCUAAUCGAGUAUUAUGCAGUAACCGAGAAAGGAUAUGGCCACUUUAGUCAGCGUACAGUACUUCUUUUUUCUAAGAAAUCGUAAAGAACGCCCGCAUGGCCCAUUUCGUGUCAAGUUCAUCAAGUGACAAACGACAUCAUUGAGUUCAAUUAUCAUUAUCUGUAUUUUUCUGAGCUUAUAAAGCAGUAUCGCCUAGAGAAUGCAAGAUAAGUGUUGCUUUCCCAUUGAGGCUACGACUGCUGAACUCAAUGACGGUGUUCAUGAUUCGUAUCGUACUGAUGACUUCAGCUUACAUAGACA